Messenger RNA from Cyphellophora europaea CBS 101466, 1350 nucleotides. RefSeq lists its product as uncharacterized. The transcript has 2 exons. NCBI's taxonomy places the organism in Eukaryota, Fungi, Ascomycota, Eurotiomycetes, Chaetothyriales, Cyphellophoraceae. The coding region runs from base 1 to 1350 and encodes 449 amino acids. Gene Ontology annotation, molecular function: FAD binding. The record is from RefSeq and is a predicted model, not a curated record.
AUGGCCUCCAUCGACUCGCCAAUCAUUAUCAUCGGUGCCGGCCUCGUAGGCCUGACCUUGGCACAAGGCCUCAAGAAGGCUGGAUUCAAGUUCGAGAUCUACGACAGGGACAACAGUCUGCACGAACGUCCAGCAGGAUGGGGCAUUACCAUGCACUGGGCACUACCAGCCCUGGCGUCCUGCUUACCACCACAGAUAUUCGAAACACUGCUAUCCAUUCAAGUUGAUCCGGUCGAAGGCGGCAAAGAGAACGAUUACUACCAGUUCCUCGACUUUGAGACCGGGGCAGUAAAGUUCGCCAUUCCAUCCUCACAGCAUUACCGCCUGAACCGUAAACUGUUCCGCGAGCUCCUCUGUACCGACAUCCCUGUACAGUGGAACAAGCGGGUCAAGGACUUCACCAGCACCCCCAACGGCGUGACUGUCAACUUCUCCGACGGCACCACCGCCUCCGGCAGCAUGCUCCUCGCCGUCGACGGCAAGAACAGCCGGGUGAAACGCCAGCUCGUCGGCGAUGAGGCCUCACGCCUCUCACCCUUACCCGUCGCCUUCAACGGUCUCACCCUGCGACUAUCCCCCGACCAAAUGGCGCCCUUCCGCGCCAUCCACCCCGUCCUCUGGCAAGGCUGCCACCCCAAAUCCGGCUUCUUCGUCUUCUUCUCCAUGCUCAGCACGCCCGCCUCGAACGGCAGCGCCACCACCUCCUCCCCCUACUACGAAGGCCAAUUCAACAUGUCCUGGCUGACCUCACGCCACGGCCCCACCCCCUCCACCCCCUCCGCCCAACUCGCCGCCAUCAAACGCGCCGCCACCAGCGACACGGGCUUCUUCCCCACCCUCCGCGACGCCAUCCUCGCCAUUCCAGACGACACGCCCGCGCUCGAGAUCAAGCUCGAAGACUGGCCGACGCAGCCGUGGCUCUCGGGCGCGCACUCGCGGGUCAGCCUCGUCGGUGACGCCGCCCACACCAUGACCAUGUACCGCGGCGAGGCGGCCAACCACGGCAUCUACGACGCCGUCAAGCUGGUGUGGGAGCUGACACGGUGGCGGGCCGGCGAACAGAGUCUGGAGCAGGGGCUGCAGCAGUACCAGGACGAGGUGGUGCAGCGGACGCACGAGGCGGUCUUGUUGAGUCGCGAGGCGUGCUUGGAGUGUCAUGACAUUGACUCGUUGAGUGAGGAGAGCGCCGUGUUCAGGGUGGCGGGCUUCAACGCGGCGGUUACGGAGGAGAGACCGACUUUCGAUAUCGCUGGUGAUGGGAGUGGUGGUGUGGUCGACGGGGAGGGAUUGGAGCGAUUGCAUGGCGAGCGGAACAUGGAGGGGCCGGCGAGAGAGGCUGUUGCGGUGUAG